This is a messenger RNA of Homalodisca vitripennis (glassy-winged sharpshooter), 1215 nucleotides long. RefSeq lists its product as uncharacterized. The transcript is spliced from 7 exons. The record is from RefSeq and is a predicted model, not a curated record. The coding region runs from base 144 to 935 and encodes 263 amino acids. Lineage: Eukaryota; Metazoa; Arthropoda; Insecta; Hemiptera; Cicadellidae.
CCUUGCGCCACACAUACUCUUUAGUCCAUACAACCACAUACGUCUCGAGCACUUGGUACCCGUACAUUAAUGGAGUGGAUUUGAAGCCAACGCAGGACCAUGACGAUAUACGGAUCUUUCAAGAUCUUAAUGGCGAAGUCAAAAUGGACAUUUUGGCACCAACUGCAGUGCUACUUUGUUUCUUUCAUCUAGUCACAGUGGCCGGUAGGACAGAGGUGCGAGUCUUGGUGCCUCCUGUGGUGAGGCGAGGCUCCACCGUCACUCUCCUCUGCCUCCACAACGUCUCCAGCGACAAUCUCUACUCCGUCAAGUGGUACCGGGGAAAUUACGAGUUCUACCGGUACGUUCCACGAGAGAGACCUCCAGCGUCUUCCUUUCCUCUGCCUGGCCUUGAAGUUGAUAUGAACGGGUCAAGCGGACAACAGGUGACGGUAAGAGUGCUGAAUCGUCACAUCUCAGGACAGUUUACUUGUGAGGUAUCAGCUGAGGAGCCUGACUUCAGCACCAACAGGGACUCGGCUAAUCUCACAGUCUUGGAGAUCGGGCUGCGCAAGCCGCUCUUGAUACCUGCUAGCAGUGUCCACGUGUCUGGCACUCCCAUGCAGAUUAACUGUUCGGCCCAACCCACCGUACCACCACCUCAUAUCUCCUUCUACAUCGACGACAUCAAGGUAGAGAAGACACAGGUAAGGACAGUAAAGCCUGGGUUGGCUGUCCUGGAGGUCCUGCGAUUGUCUGAGUUCGAAGGUCCUCUGUGGAUUCGAUGCGAAGCGUCCGUUAGCGGCGUCUACCAUCUGAGCAGCGCCAGCAUACCGAUCCUGGAGCAGAUUCCAUUGCUAGGGCAGUCUAAUGGUGUGCCUUUGAUAUCGACGCUUUCUACUUGUAUUUUUCUGCUGCACUUUCUUCUCAUGGUCCAGUACAAAUUAACUAUGUAAAUAAACUCUAGUUCCUUAUUUAUAUGUAGACCAUAAUUAUGGUUAAUGUAAUGUUAUAAUAACGUUUAAUUACCCUUCUAUAGUUACCUAUAUUUUAUUUAUUUUUGUAUUUUGAUAUUCAGUUGAAACUGAUUGUUCUAGUAAAUUAUUGUACUGAUUUAUUCUUGCGAAUCGAGGCUGUGAAUGUUGAGAAAUGGUAUAUAAAGAUAUUGCACAUGUAAAAAUGCGCUGAUUGACAGACAUCAAAUUUGUCCAGUACAAUAAAAGAUGUCGAUAACAA